UUGGAAUUUCUCACUUCCUUUUCGCAGUGAAACCACAGCAGCCGCAACACGUCUGAGGAAACGGUGCCCUGUUCGGAUAUUGCAGCACUUUUAUCUGCUUCCACUUAAGGAGGAUGGCGGCUGAACUGAGCCUCAAGCUGAAGGAAAAACACGCCUUUUUAAACUCUCUCAGGGAUUAUGAGCUGCUUUUCUGACCUGCAAUGGAAGAUUUUAGGAAAAACUUCAGAGGAAUGCUCAGCUUCAGGUUUGUCUACAUUUUCACCUACAACUUGUUCCAGUUCUGCGGUCACACGUGGAUCCUGGCUAACACCAUUACAAGGUUUUUCACGUUUGGGACAGAUGCUUUGGCGGACACCUUCUACUCGGUUGGCUUUGUGAUGAGCCUGUGCCAGCUCCUGUCAGUGCUGGAGCUUUUCCACAUCGCCGACGGCAUCGAGAAAGCCAGACUUCUUCCUCGCUUCGUUCAGGUCAUGGAGAAGAACAUUUUGUUGAUCGUGGUCACCAUGUGUGAAGACAUUCAAAGAGAGCCAGUAGUGUGUGUGCAGUUCUUCCUGUGGAACAUUCUGGACCUCCUGCGGUACCCCCAUGAGCUGCUGUGUGUUGUGGCCACCCCCUCCAUCACCAUGCUGCAGACGCGCUAUUCUCUCUGGAUCCCCUUAUACACCCUGUCAGUCAUCAAUGAAGGCGCUGUGAUCAACCGGGCUCUAACCUUCACUGAACCAGCAGCCUUGACCUGCCCACAUUUCCAGAUCUCUCUCUCCUCCAUGAUCUAUCUGCCUGUUCUUGCAAUCGGAGCUGGUAUGACAGUGUGGCAGCUCCUGAAGGAGAGACGGUACCAUCUGGACAGAUGGAACAAGAGGAGGAAGAGGAAGUGAUGGAGGCGCCGCUGUCUUUGUUCCUCUGCUUUAUUGUAUGAAUCACAUUAAAGGAAACGUUGAAGUAA
Molecule: messenger RNA, 943 nt
Organism: Oryzias melastigma (Indian medaka)
Lineage: Eukaryota; Metazoa; Chordata; Actinopteri; Beloniformes; Adrianichthyidae
Gene: hacd4
Product: 3-hydroxyacyl-CoA dehydratase 4
Exons: 7
Coding region: 201-875 (224 amino acids)
Biological process (GO): very long-chain fatty acid biosynthetic process; sphingolipid biosynthetic process; fatty acid elongation
Cellular component (GO): endoplasmic reticulum membrane
Molecular function (GO): 3-hydroxyacyl-CoA dehydratase activity
Source: RefSeq, a predicted model, not a curated record